AUGAGCAACCUAGUAGAUGAAGUCAGGUUAGUGUUUAAUCAGCCCUUCAGACCACUCUUACCACUACAUUCCUAAAUAUGACUGAGGUGAAGCAAAGAUGAAAAAUAUUAAUCAAUCUCCUCCCAAUGUUUUUCAGGCAAAUCGAAGGCAAGGUCGUCGAGAUCUCGCGACUCCAGGAGAUUUUUGCGGAGAAGGUGCUAAUGCAAGUGAGUGACUUCCUUAUUCCCCCUGGUCCAAUUGGAGGAAAAUGUAUGUUGAAAAAUAACGUCCAUCCCACUUAAUAAAGCGUUGUUGUUGUGUUAUUAGUGUGUUUCUAUUUCCUGUUUGUGUGUUGUUCACAGGAAACUGAGAUAGACAGUAUCCAUCAGCUAGUCGUGGGAGCCACUGAAAACGUCAGAGGGAAACGAGGACAUCAGAGAGGUAAUGGCAUGUUAUUCUAAACAACCCCAGUAGUUUCCCCUGCUCUUUAUACUAUACAGUAUGUUAUUGUAUGUAUAUAUUAAACAUUUUUGAAAUAUUUAUUACGAGGGUGUCCAUAUGUUUUCAUUGGAGGAUGUAACUUUUAGAAAAACAAAUGUACCAAAUAUUCGUGACUGACUCGAGGUUGCUCAACACAGCCAGUGGUCUGUUUUAACUCUAUGGUUUCAUUGUAUGCUUGCCUUGCAUUUCCAGGCCAUCCAAAACAAUGCUGGAUUCCGUGUCUGGAUCCUCUUCUUCCUCAUGUGCUCCUUCUCUCUGCUCUUCCUGGAUUGGUACGACAGCUAA
This is a messenger RNA of Coregonus sp. 'balchen', 765 nucleotides long. The record is from the annotation of a GenBank genome assembly. Lineage: Eukaryota; Metazoa; Chordata; Actinopteri; Salmoniformes; Salmonidae.